Daucus carota subsp. sativus is the source of this 2558-nucleotide messenger RNA. Its product is annotated as probable beta-D-xylosidase 2. Gene Ontology annotation, cellular component: plant-type cell wall. Gene Ontology annotation, biological process: xylan catabolic process; arabinan catabolic process. Gene Ontology annotation, molecular function: xylan 1,4-beta-xylosidase activity; alpha-L-arabinofuranosidase activity. The transcript has 6 exons. Lineage: Eukaryota; Viridiplantae; Streptophyta; Magnoliopsida; Apiales; Apiaceae. Bases 55 to 2376 code for a protein of 773 amino acids. The record is from RefSeq and is a predicted model, not a curated record.
UCCUUUAGCUUUAAACCAAAGUGACCAAAAAAAUCACUCUCUCUUGUUUCCACAAUGAGGCUCACUAGAGCUCCUCUCACUCUACCAUUUUUUUGUACUCUCCUCAUUUUCAUUAUUAACGUCUCUGGUCGCGCGCCUUUUGCGUGCGACCCAAGAGACGUUAAGGUAAAGCACUUACCCUUUUGUCGAAGUUCGUUGAGAACUUCGGAAAGGGUGAGUGAUUUAAUCGGACGGCUGACAUUGAAGGAGAAGAUAGGGUUGUUGGUUGACAAUGCGGCGGCUGUGCCGCGGCUGGGUAUUAAAGGCUAUGCAUGGUGGUCGGAAGCGUUACAUGGAGUGUCCAAUGUGGGACCGGGGACUAGGUUUGGUGGUGAGUUUCCGGCUGCUACUAGCUUUCCGCAGGUUAUUACGACGGCAGCUUCUUUUAACUCGACGUUGUGGGAGGAGAUCGGACGGGUGGUGUCAGAUGAGGCAAGAGCCAUGUACAAUGGAGGCAUGGGGGGACUGACUUAUUGGAGCCCGAAUGUGAAUAUAUUGAGGGACCCUCGGUGGGGCCGUGGACAGGAGACUCCCGGUGAGGAUCCUGUGGUGGCCGGUAAGUACGCCGCCAGCUACGUGAGAGGUUUACAGGGAAAUGAUGGCGGUGACCGGCUGAAAGUGGCGGCUUGUUGCAAGCAUUACACUGCCUAUGAUCUUGAUAAUUGGAGUGGUGUUGAUCGCUUUCAUUUUAAUGCCAAGGUUAGCAAGCAAGAAAUGGCUGAUACUUUUGACGUACCGUUUAGAUCAUGUGUGCUUGAAGGCAAAGUGGCGAGUGUUAUGUGCUCAUACAAUCAGGUUAACGGCAUUCCCACCUGUGCUGAUCCUAAGCUCCUGAAGGACACCAUUCGUGGCGAUUGGCGCCUCAAUGGCUACAUUGUCUCUGACUGUGAUUCUGUGGGAGUCUUUUACGAUAGUCAGCAUUAUACCUCCACGCCUGAAGAAGCUGCCGCUGAUGCUAUAAAAGCUGGUUUGGAUUUGGAUUGUGGACCUUUUCUUGGGGUGCACACAGAGGGUGCCAUAGCCAAGGGGAUUCUGAAAGAAACGGAGAUUAAUGGGGCCUUGUUUAAUACGCUUAGUGUCCAGAUGAGACUGGGCAUGUUUGAUGGAGAACCGUCAGCACAUCCAUUCGGUCAUCUAGGCCCGAGAGAUGUUUGCACACCAGCCCAUCAGGAGCUUGCUGUUGAAGCUGCUAGACAAGGCAUUGUUCUUCUGAAAAACCGAGGUCCAUCAUUGCCUCUCUCUCCCCGUCGCCACCAUACAGUUGCUGUGAUUGGCCCAAAUUCCGACGUUACAGUUACUAUGAUUGGUAAUUAUGCUGGUGUUGCAUGUGGUUAUACAUCUCCUUUACAAGGAAUUGGGAGAUACACAAGGACAAUUCACCAACAGGGUUGCAAGGAUGUGGCUUGCACAAGUGAUAAACUCUUCGGUGGAGCCGUUGAUGCUGCCCGUAAUGCAGAUGCAACCGUACUAGUUAUGGGCCUGGAUCAGUCUAUUGAAGCAGAGUUCAGAGACAGGACAGGACUCCUCCUACCUGGACACCAGCAAGAGUUAGUAUCCAAGGUAGCUGCAGCCUCCAAGGGUCCGACAAUUUUGGUAUUACUGUCUGGUGGCCCUGUUGAUAUUUCAUUCGCGAAGAAGGAUCCACGAAUUGGUGGCAUUCUUUGGGUUGGUUAUCCAGGUCAAGCUGGAGGAACUGCCAUUGCUGAUAUCUUGUUUGGCAGUCAUAAUCCAGGAGGGAAGCUACCAAUGACAUGGUAUCCACAAGAUUAUCUUUCCAAGGUACCUAUGACAACAAUGGACAUGAGAUCAAGCCGAUCCAAGAAGUAUCCAGGUCGAACAUAUCGGUUUUACAAUGGCCCUGUUGUGUAUCCAUUUGGCCAUGGACUGAGCUACUCACAAUUCGUUCAUACCAUCACCAAUGCUCCAACUAUACUCUCAAUUCCCCUCCACGGUCGCCACCAUGCCUCGGCCAACACAACCUUAUUCGGAAAAUCAAUCAGAGUUACACAUGCCAAGUGCAACAAACUCUCCAUCAGUGUACAUGUUGACAUCAAGAAUGUGGGUUCCAAAGAUGGUUCUCACACACUGCUGGUCUUUUCAAGGCCACCAGCCGGCCACUGGGGACCUCAUAAACAACUAGUGGCCUUCGCCAAGGUACACGUUGCAGCUCGGACUCAACAUCGUGUACCAAUCAAAAUUCAUGUAUGUAAAUACUUAAGUAUCGUCGAUAGAUCAGGAAUUCGAAGGAUUCCUAUGGGUGAUCACAGCCUUCACAUUGGUGAUACCAUACAUUCUGUCUCACUUCAAGCAGAAACUCUUGGAGUGAUCAAGUCUUGAUCUUUAAGUUUUCAUGGGACACAAAAACAAAAAUUGCCUUGAUUUUUGUAGGAAGACAUAUUUGCCCAUGUACCAUUCUUUUAAGUGACAUGUGUAUCCUCUUCCUCCCAGUAGUAACAAUUAUGUCUAAAUUUUGUCACAUGGUUUUCUCGUUAAUAAACCAUUGUAUUGUUAAGACUCCA